This is a messenger RNA of Ochotona curzoniae (black-lipped pika), 2173 nucleotides long. It is a transcript of the gene LTV1, whose product is annotated as LTV1 ribosome biogenesis factor. Gene Ontology annotation, cellular component: preribosome, small subunit precursor; nucleus; cytosol. Gene Ontology annotation, biological process: ribosomal small subunit biogenesis; ribosomal small subunit export from nucleus. Lineage: Eukaryota; Metazoa; Chordata; Mammalia; Lagomorpha; Ochotonidae. The record is from RefSeq and is a predicted model, not a curated record. The coding region runs from base 441 to 1901 and encodes 486 amino acids. The transcript has 10 exons.
UAAUUGGAUUUUCCGUUUGAAGAAAAGCCAAGGCUGAGGAGAGCGAGAGAUGAGUACCCGUGUUAAUGAAACCGUGGCUAUUGGCGCUGUGCUGUAUGGGUAUACGUAAACUUCCUGAUCUUUGUGGUUCAACCUGUGAGGGAGCUUUGGGAACACCCAGUGUAAGGAGUGCUUCAGCCAUUGCCUCUCACGUGAAGUCGUUCUCCGUGUUGGAUUGCCAACAGGAACCCGAUGUGGUAACUCACGCUGUGGCCCCAGCUCUCACAGCAAGGUCUCACUCAGUAGUUAGUUGCUUAGCCAGUGUCUGUUGCAGCAAAUAAAAGUUGGGCUUCUCUAGAACACAGCGAAAAGUUGCCCGCCCUGCAGGUGUAGAGUUUUUAAAAACUUACUGGUGAUGUGUGUUAAGACUGGCAGAUUCCUUGCGAUGGGUUUCUGUGUUGAUGCUGUGUUCCAAUUCUGUUCCCUUGAAGCCUCACCGGAAGAAGAAGCCAUUUAUAGAGAAGAAGAAAGCUGUGUCUUUCCACCUCGUUCACCGGAGCCAGCGAGAUCCUUUGGCAGCAGAUGAAACGGCACCGCAGAGGGUUCUUCUCCCAACCCAGAAAGUAAGUCUCGUAGAGAGGCGAGCAGAACAGAGGAAGUACGGAGUGUUCUUCGACGAUGACUAUGACUACCUGCAGCACCUGAAGGAGCCGUCGGGGCCCUCAGAGCUCAUCCCCACAAGCGCUUGGAGUGCACACAGCAGGAGAGAGGAAAAAGAAGAAACUCUGCCAUUGUAUGAUUCCUUUUACAAGAGUACUGGAAUUAAACUGCCUUCCUCGGUGUUUGCAUCGGAGUUUGAGGAAGAUGUUGGAUUACUGAAUAAAGCAGCUCCAGUUUCAGGACCUCGGUUGGAUUUUGAUCCUGACAUCGUUGCAGCUCUGGAUGAUGAUUUUGACUUUGAUGAUCCUGAUAAUGUGCUUGAAGAUGACUUCGUUCUUCAGGCCAAUAAACCCACAGAAGACGGAAUGGAUUCACGGUAUAGUGAAGAUGGCAUUGAGUGGGAAGAUGUGAAUGACGAGAAGGCAGACAGCAGCGUUGGAGAUGACUGCGGCUGCGCAGGCCUCUCAUCCGAUGAAGACGACGUGACUGCCUCUGGGAGGCGUCAGUCAAUAGAAAACCACUUGUUCUGGGAGGAGGAAACAAAAAGUCGCUUCACCGAGUAUUCUAUAACUUCCUCUGUCAUGAGGAGAAAUGAACAGUUGACCCUACAUGACGAGAGGUUUGAGAAGUUCUAUGAACAGUACGAUGAUGAUGAAAUCGGAGCUCUGGACAACGCUGAGUUGGAAGGUUCCAUUCAAGUAGACAGUAGUCGCUUGCAGGAGGUUUUGAAUGACUACUAUAAAGAGAAGGCAGAGAAUUGUGUGAAAUUAACCACUCUGGAGCCCUUUGAAGAUCAAGACCUGACCAGGAAUGAGCUUGAUGAGUGUGAGGAGGAAGAGCUUGUUACUGUUGUUCUUGAAGAACCUAAGGAGAAGUGGGAUUGUGAAUCCAUCUGCAGCACGUACUCAAACUUAUACAAUCAUCCGCAGCUUAUCAAGUACCAACCAAAGCCCAAGCAAAUCCGACUGUCUUCUAAAACAGGAAUACCUCUCGAUGUCUUACCUGUGAAAGGACUCACAGCAAAGCAAGUUGAACGAAUGCAGAUGAUCAAUGGCAGUGAUCUGCCAAAGGCGUCCACCCAGCCACGCUCCAAAAAUGAAAGCAGGGAAGAUAAAAGAGCAAGAAAGCAGGCUAUCAAAGAGGAGCGCAAGGAACGAAGAGUGGAGAAGAAAGCUAACAAGUUAGCAUUCAAACUGGAGAAACGGCGACAGGAAAAGGAGCUGCUGAACUUGAAGAAAAACGUUGAGGGUCUAAAGUUAUAGAAAUGGAAUAUUUGGAACAAGACAUUUGCUACUGUGAGCCCCUCACUCAUAUUAAGUGACCACCAUCUUCAGAAAGUCAGACGUGUUUGCCAUUUUUACUGGGAGGUAUUGAAGAGAAAAAGAUAAUAUUUGCCUUAUUUUUAUAGCAGCAACUGUCCCAUCUUGUAAAUACUGUAAUAUUUUAAAAUUUAAUAUUAUAACCUUGGAUUUGCUCUGAAAUGACUUCAUGGAUGUGAAAUGUUUGUUUAAAUUAAAGGAAAAUACCUUCAUAA